Pseudoliparis swirei is the source of this 6569-nucleotide messenger RNA. Its product is annotated as Carbohydrate sulfotransferase 1-like. Bases 4239 to 5501 code for a protein of 420 amino acids. NCBI's taxonomy places the organism in Eukaryota, Metazoa, Chordata, Actinopteri, Perciformes, Liparidae. The transcript is spliced from 2 exons. Gene Ontology annotation, molecular function: N-acetylglucosamine 6-O-sulfotransferase activity; keratan sulfotransferase activity. Gene Ontology annotation, cellular component: membrane. The record is from RefSeq and is a predicted model, not a curated record. Gene Ontology annotation, biological process: N-acetylglucosamine metabolic process; keratan sulfate proteoglycan metabolic process.
UUGAGCAGCUGUGAUUUUAAGUACAUAUUGGUAUAAAUCACUGAAAAUAUAUGUUCACUAUUUCCAGGUGCAAACGUGUGCUCUUCAUCACUGUUUCAGUAAGACUCUACCAGGGAGGGUGUUGUAUCACUGGGUGAUAUUACAACGUGUCCCAAAACACAAGUUUGUUUGAUAAUGUUGAUUUGGUGGUUUGUUCAGCUGUAUGUUGAGAUGAUCUUAAAUAUUUCUCCAGAGUCACACUGGUCGCUGAAAUGCGGUCUAAACAAAGACGUGAUCUGAAUGUUUCAUAUACAACUUCAUACAUAUGGAGCCACAGACCGUAUGCUGGCAGCGCGAGGCUCCCGGUGUAACGGGGGCACAGUGCAUUCUGUACACUCACGGAAAUAACGAGCGUGUUUACUGCUGGGUCGCGCAUGCGCAUACUCGAAGGACCGCUUCUACAACUUUUGAAAGGGACCAGCUGGAGUGAACGAGCUGACGUCAUACACGUGAGGCUUCACACUAACUUCACGCUUUGUAAGUACUUGAACUACUUCAUUACAAUGACGCAAACCCAAACCAGCUCCAUGAGUAUCAUGUUAUGCUGCUAGCUUGUAGUUAGCAUGUUAGCGUGUAGCUACAUCAGCAUGUAAACAUAAACACGUGUGUAAGGGACUACUGGAGCCCUGCAUUAUAACAUUGAGUUUUUAGGCCAUUUCACAUGACCGGAAGUGAGUGGGGCAACAUACAGCUGACAUGGGAAGGAAUACAUUGAUGUACAAACAAAAAGAGGGUCAAAAUACAUGUUAUAUUACAUACAAACAAUAUACAAUAUAUAGUUUGCAUCUUUCUGAAAAGAUCCUUAAUAAACAACUACGGCCACCGGUGAUAAGACAUUCAAAACUGGUUCAAAAGUGAUUUUUUUUCCUAAUAGCCUACUUAUUUUAUUUACAGAUGUCCACCUUGAAGAUAUGGCAGACCAGCUGAGACCGGCUCCUGGGUGGCUUUAGCAAUGACAGUUAAAGAAGAACACCAAGAUUAAGUUCAACAAGUGUGUAUUUUCAAUUUCGUUGUAGUUGUAUUUAAAGUACAUUGUUCAUGUUAUAUUUAUAUUGUUAAAAUGAAUACAAAAUACAAAUAAAUGAAUGUCACAUGGUCGUUGUCCUGUAAGUGGAAACUGUUGAUGUGUUACGAUGACUAUGUAUUUCAUUGUUAUUUUGUGAGCUGUGACAGUAAAAGUGAACAUCUUUCUCAUCAACUAGUUCUAGAUGUUGUUUGAAUAUUCAUGUUUAGAACAUGUUUCACCAGGAUUUGCAAUAUUGUCCUUUAGCUGAGAAAUGUGGAUGUUCUUUCUUAGUUAGACUCUAAAAUGACAAUGCAGAGGAUAAAAAAGAUAAAUAUAGAAAAGAACUUAAACUCUUAAAACCAAAUUUGAACGUCGACCAGAGUCGUUUAUUAAACGUCUUUUCAACGGAAAUGGCAGGUCUCUUAUACUAUCAAUUAAUGUCAUCCUCACUUAACUUUACUCAUUAUUUUCUGAGUUAAGUUUCAUUUUACACUCAAACAGCCCACUGUUUGCACUGUUCUUCCUUCUUCUGCGUAGCGCCUUUAUUCUGUGUGUGCUGGAGGAAUGAUGUAGGACAAGAUUCAUCUUCUCUCCUUUCACAGGAGCUCCUCUGUAGCCCGGGGUCAGAUGGAGCUCCUGUGCACGGCGCUCUGCCUUCCGCCUGUGGCACUCUGCCUGUAUACGUCUGUGUGUGUGUGGUGUUUGGUUUAGAGACAGAAAGAGACAGGGAAAAGGUAGAUAGAUGGAGAAAGAAUAACUGGAGAUUUGAAGCUCGUCUUGGCGUUGCUAUACUGUUGCUCAACUCUCUGUUUCCAGGGAUUGAUCGUUGACAAUAAACUGCCUUACUCACAAGAUCUGUGAACACACAGGGGUGCCUUAAUAGAAACAUCUUUGGCACUGUCACAUCCCUCAAUCACUUGCAUCCCAAAUCCCUCAGUCCCAUCCUCAUCACUAACUUCUAACCUCAUUUGUUGCCUUCAUUUUCUACACUGAGGCAAUUGCCUUCCCUGCACCAUGGCCAAAUGUCAUUACCUCCAACACCUUUGCUGCUAGCUACGUAAACUUAGCAGCAGCUGAAUUUACAACUCAAACCUGCCAGAGCAGCCUGCAGCGCACAGUGUAAUCUCUGGUUGAUCCUGUCCCCGAGGCGUGUUUCCCCUGUAAGCACUAUUCUUGUUUGGGGGAAACAAAAGCUGAGACAUCUGAAGCUCGUAGUCCCUUUCCGGCGGUUGAGAGAGAGUCUAUUAUUCCUGGUGUGAGUCUCUGCACGAGAGGAGUUAUAAGCCAUGAAGAAAGGAGGACAUGCAGAUCAAAUUGCUUUAAUCCAUUGAAGCAUCUGUCCUCAUUCUCCAGAGGGCAGCAGGGUGUGUAGCAGAGCAGGCACUGAGUCCUGAUCACAACUGGAAAGGAAAACAAAACCUGUCUCCAAGGAAUCAUAUGAUGUGCCUUGGUCAGCCAGCUGUGCAGGACAUGUUGGGUAUGGAUAGCAGGACUGUCAAUCUGACAGAUCCCCCCCCCCCCUCUUCUCUCAAGUGUCAGAGAUGGUAAGAAGCUUGGUCAAAGCUUUUCAUCAUCUGCAUUCAUGCAUGCAUAUUUUCCUCUGCUUUUUCACCCACCUUUUCUGUCUUUCAAAAAACGUGCAGCUUUAAAAUUGUUCUGGAAAAAGAGACAAAAGGUAGAGCAUCCCGAACUCUGUCAUUCUGUCUGCAACUAACAAAGUUUUUCCCCCUGAUGGGUUCAUUCCGCAAUUGCUGUAUUUUUUCUCUCGUAUUCAAACAGUAUGACUCAUGAUGUCAACUCGAUUUAUUUUCCCCUCACCCACAGAGUAAAUGUCUUUUGUUUUUGCGCUGUUUGUGAUUAAUGGAACAUCAAAAGCCAAUCUGAGCUCAGUGUGAUACAUUCCUGAGGAUAUGAGUCUGCCAGGGACCCAUAAACAUCAUUAAUGAACAAGAGGCCGACUGGAGAGAGACAGUGACAGAAAAAGGGUGUGAAGAAGCAAACAGGAAGGCGAUAUUUAUAUAUAUAUUUAUAUAUACCUGUGGUUUUGAUGAUGAUUGCCUCGGUGAGUGAUGAAGACACACUUUGCACCCAGGGAUCUGGUGUGAUUACCCACCAUCAGUUUGGUGCGAAGGUACAAAUGGAUGGCAGCAUCUUUUUUUUUUCUAAAUCCAUUUGGAAAAUUACUUCUCCCUUUGCUCUUUCAUGCCCAUGGCGAAAAACUCGCAAGUGUACAAAGGAAACUUCUCCACUCAUCUAUGUGAAGACAGCUAUAUGUAUCUGCUUAUGUAGCUCUCUGCUGAGCUUAGAGGCUUAAUUACCCAGAAGAGAGGAAAUAAAAAAUGAAAUGCAAUUACGAAACUGUGCGCAGGGUAGGCUUGAAUAGGGGAGCUGUUUCAGAUCUGGGAAAUGCUGCUAACAUUUCACAGUAGAGGUCUGACCUUUUGCGUUGUGUUUUUCUGCAGAACAAAUCUGUCGAUCCUCGAGGAAGCACAUCCUGAGCCUGUUUUUCCAAAGCUUGUAGUAGCUUCUGGUAGAAAUGUUACAAAUGUGCCGUCUGUUUGCUCCGCUGGGAACGAGAGUAACCUCCUUCAUUCUGAAUUUAUUUAUUAUUUUUUACAUGUGUGUAAAUACUCUUAUGCACUUACUUGCUAAUAUGAAGCAACAACCUUCAGCGGGUUAACUUGGCUUAGCAUGAAAACUGGAAACCGGUGGAAACGGCUAUAUCUUGGCUUUCUGAAGGUAAUGUUUGUCUAAAUCUCUAAAGCUCACCAAUCAACACAAUAUAAUAUUUUAUGUUAUAGGUCGGAUGUUGUCACAGACUAACUGUUUUCUCCAUUCCUGUCUUUAUGCUAAGUACAGACAUGUGAGUAUUAUAGAUGGUUUCUCACACAACACUGUUACACCAUGAGGAGGACACGCGUUCACAUUCUGAACUGGCAUGGGAAAUCUGAAAGGGAAAAGCUAUUUGUGACAUACUUUACCUUCUCCUGUUUAAGUGCCCUUGAGCAAGCAUCCUAAUUGCUCCAGCAAGAUCUGCUCAUUGGCCACCAGUGGAAGGCUGCAGGGGUAAAAGGAGUGGGAGCUGCACAUGUAUGACGCUGAGGACAUGCAUCAAAAUGAAAUCUAAUUGCGUGUCUCUGUGCCUCCCUGUCGGCGUCAGCGUAAAGGAUGUACAGCCAGAGGGGGGGGCAGGAUGGAGUGUUCCUGGAAGACGGUGCUGCUGCUUGUGUGUGCGUCUCUUGGGGUCCAGUACACAGCCAUCCGCACCCUGAGGGACUCUCUGUCUGGGCCCUGUCAGGGAACCUACCGCUGCCAGACCAGACACCACAGAGACUCCAGGUGGAGAGCCUUGUGCGAUGACAGCUGGAGGCCGGUCGAUUCGCCUCGGAAGCACAUCCUGCUGUUUGCCACCACGCGCAGCGGCUCCUCCUUCACCGGGCAACUCCUCAACCAGCACCCGGGGAUCUUCUACGUAUUUGAACCUCUCUACCACGUCCAGCAGGCAUUCACCAACUCCAGCAGCCGGCUGCGUCGCACCCUGGACCGCCGGGCUCUACUGGGAGCAUACAGGGACCUCCUCCUCAAUCUCUACACCUGUGACCUCCACUUCAUGGAGAAUUACAUCCGCCCGGAGCCCCAGGACCACGUCACAGGCUCCUUCUUCCACCGGAGCUCCAGCCACGCACUGUGUUCCCCUCCCGUGUGCUUGGAUGCAGGCGAUGUAGCUGCCUCUGUCACUCCUGAUGAAACCUGGUGUCCCAAGAAGUGUGGGGCCCUGAACCUCACACAGGCCUCUCUGUCAUGUCUGGCGAGGGAACAUGUGGCCAUCAAGACUGUGCGGGUCCCCGAGGUGGGGGACCUGCGCACCCUGACAGAGGAUCCACGUCUGGACCUGAAGAUAGUCCACCUGGUGAGAGACCCCAGGGCCAUCCUCGCCUCGCGCAUGAUGGCCUUCUCGGAUCAAUUCCGCGCUUGGAAAAUAUGGAACGCGACAGGACGGCAGCCUCGAUACGUGGACUUGACGCAGAUCACCAGUACCUGCAAAGACAUGGCGGCCUCCGCAGAAACAGGCCUGCAAAGGCCGGCGUGGCUGCGGGGACGCUACCUGCUGGUGCGCUACGAGGACCUGGCGUUCAAUCCGAAAGACAAGGCCACUGAGAUCUACAGGUUUGUGGGGCUCGAGAUGGAGGAGAGUGUGCGGGUGUGGAUUGAAAAGAACACCAACAGUAACGUGUCGUCCACUUCGGAGUGGAACUACAGGUACUCCACCACGAGAGACUCCAGAGCGACAGCAGACAGCUGGAGGCUUCGUCUGGGCUUCGACAUCGUGAGGGCUGUGCAGAAUCUGUGCAAUGACACUCUGGCUCUGCUGGGAUACAAGCAAGUUCACUCUGCAGCUGAACUCAGAAACCUGUCUCACAGUUUAGUGGAACACUUUCGACCAAUCACAUGGUAGAUUAGAUAAAAGACUUCAAAAGCUGUUUGUUUAUUUAUUACAGCUGGUUUUACUCUCCGUCAUGAUGCUCAUUAAAUUGAUGUAUCUUAUUUUACAAUAAUGCCUAAAGUAAUUUCUUCCUUAUUUAAAAAUAUUUAAAUUGUGUUAAAGAUAUUAAAGUGCCAAACGUCAAGCGUCUGUGACAUGGGGAAAGGUUUUGAUCUAGAAUAAAGUCUAUACUGCUGUAUGUGUUGAUUAAAAACACUUCUCGACUUGUUCAGCAAAACACUGAAUCAUGAUGAGAUGGAGAUAGUACGCUGUUUUUUGAUUCAAUUUUCUCCGAAUUUCAGUGUUCAAAACGAGAAAAUAAACUAUUCAAAGAUCAGGUGCCAUAGAGUAACACAGGGAGAAAGGGAAUAUAUGUAUGUAUAUACACUACUGUUCAAAAGUUUGGGAUCACCCAGACAAUUUCGUGUUUUCCAUGAAAACUCACACUUUUAUUUAUCAAAUGAGUUGCAAAAUGUAUAGAAAAUAUAGUCAAGACAUUGACAAGGUUAGAAAUAAUGAUUUGUAUUUGAAGUAUUAAUUUUGUUCUUCAAACUUUGCUUUCGUCAAAGAAUGCUCCUUUUGCAGCAAUUACAGCAUUGCAGACCUUUGGCAUUCUACCUGUUAAUUUGUUGAGGUAAUCUGUUGAAAUUUCACCCCACGCUUCCUGAAGCACCUGCCACAAGUUGGAUUGGCUUGAUGGGCACUUCUUGCGGACCAUACGGUCAAGCUGCUCCCACAACAGCUCAAUGGGGUUGAGAUCUGGUGACUGUGCUGGCCACUCCAUUACAGACAGCAUACCAGCUGCCUGCUUCUUCCCUCAAUAGUUCUUGCACAAUGUGGAGGUGUGCUUUGGGUCAUUGUCCUGUUGGAGGAGGAAAUUGGCUCCAAUCAAGCGCUGCCCACAGGGUAUGGCAUGGCGUUGCAAAAUGGAGUGAUAGCCUUCCUUAUUUAAAAUCCCUUUUACCUGGUACAAAUCUCCCACUUUACCAGCACCAAAGCAGCCCCAGACCAUCACAUUACUCCACCAUGCUUGACAGAUGG